GUCACGUGCGACAGGAAGUGGCGCGCACUGCGGAGAACCAGAGAUGGGGACCUCCCUGGACAUCAAGAUUAAAAGAGCCAACAAGGUUUAUCACGCCGGGGAGAUGCUCUCUGGUGUUGUUGUCAUAACCAGUAAGGAUUCAGUCCAACACCAAGGAGUUUCUUUGACCAUGGAAGGAACUGUAAACCUCCAACUCAGUGCCAAGAGUGUGGGUGUGUUUGAAGCUUUUUAUAACUCUGUUAAGCCUAUCCAAAUUAUCAGCAGCACCAUUGAAAUGGUGAAGCCAGGGAAAUUCCCCAGUGGCAAGACAGAAAUUCCUUUUGAAUUUCCGCUCCACGUGAAGGGUAACAAAGUUCUGUAUGAGACUUAUCAUGGUGUGUUUGUCAACAUCCAGCCUCAGAAGGGGAAAGUGACUCCAAGUCCCGUGGAUUUCACAAUCACGCCCGAAACCUUGCAGAAUGUCAAAGAGAGAGCUUUGUUGCCCAAAUUUCUUAUUAGAGGACAUCUCAACUCAACUAACUGUGUUAUAACACAGCCAUUGACGGGAGAGCUGGUGAUCGAGCACUCAGACGCAGCCAUCAAGAGCAUAGAGCUACAGCUGGUCCGCGUGGAGACGUGUGGAUGUGCAGAAGGCUAUGCACGAGAUGCCACAGAGAUUCAGAAUAUCCAGAUUGCCGAUGGGGACGUUGGCCGCAGCCUCCCAGUGCCCAUACACAUGGUUUUCCCCAGGCUGUUCACUUGCCCUACACUGGAGACCACCAACUUCAAAGUGGAAUUUGAGGUCAACAUUGUUGUGCUUCUUCAUGCCGAUCACCUCAUCACAGAGAACUUCCCCCUGAAGCUCUGCAGGACAUAGCCCAUGAGGGGGUAUGGGAGACCAGCGUAGCCGAGCGGAAAUCCAGCUGG
This is a messenger RNA of Chrysochloris asiatica (Cape golden mole), 906 nucleotides long. RefSeq names its product Down syndrome critical region gene 3 (gene VPS26C). Gene Ontology annotation, biological process: intracellular protein transport. Gene Ontology annotation, cellular component: endosome. The transcript has 7 exons. The coding region runs from base 44 to 856 and encodes 270 amino acids. The record is from RefSeq and is a predicted model, not a curated record. Lineage: Eukaryota; Metazoa; Chordata; Mammalia; Afrosoricida; Chrysochloridae.